Schizophyllum commune H4-8 is the source of this 920-nucleotide messenger RNA. RefSeq lists its product as uncharacterized. The transcript is spliced from 3 exons. Lineage: Eukaryota; Fungi; Basidiomycota; Agaricomycetes; Agaricales; Schizophyllaceae. The record is from RefSeq and is a predicted model, not a curated record. The coding region runs from base 6 to 860 and encodes 284 amino acids. Gene Ontology annotation, biological process: transcription by RNA polymerase I.
CAAACAUGUCUUCCUCCUCGUCCGCGAGCUCAUCGCGAUCUUCAUCUCCGGAGCCCAUAAUAAAGAAUGCGAAGGGAAAGGGGAAUGCUGGAGGCGCCAAGAACGAGGGCAGUGACGCGAACUGGGCGCUUGAGCUGCCAGCUGGCGCAGUCGCGAUCGACAAUGCGAGCGUCAGCGUGGGCGAGUUCGACUGGGAUGCUGUCAACGCCGAUCCAGACAACGAGGUCUGGCUGAUCAGGAUACCUGAGGGGGUGAAGCCCAAGCAUCUCGAAGGCGCCGUGAUGAGUGCAUCGUCACUCUCGAAGUCUUCUCGCACCAGCAAGGUGGGGUCUCUGUGGCGCAAGCAUACAACAUACGACAUUUGGUCACUCGCCGAGACCGAUGACGCGGAGAACGCGGAUCCGGAGGAGGCAGCGUCGACGCCUGUUGGCGGGGAGGAGCUACGCGCGCUCUCAUGCUUGCUUCCGCGGAGGAAGAGGAAGGGGGAUCUAUACCUUGCACCUAAACCCAUCGCCCGUCACCUCGUCCUCUCCGCCCGCGAAGUGCAGCCCACCGCCCCGCAGUCCGCUAUUCCCCUACAGAACCCCCCUCGUCAAUCAUACCCGGAGGAGAUGUUGACGCAUAAAUUCAUGCCCUACGGGUCUUUGGUCGCGACCGGGGACGACGAGGAUGUAGCCAUGGACGAACCAUCCGCUGAAGAACCAGCCCCGGCAAGCGUCGACGAGGGCUCCCACAAGAAGAAGGAGAAGAAGCACAAGAAGGAGACGAAGGGGAGCAAAGCGGAGGAUGCGAAGGCGCAGAAGCGGAAAAGCGAAGACGACGACGCGCCCAAAAAGUCGAAGAAAAAGAAGGUCGCAUAGCCGCCUUGGCGCGUAUAUCCAUUUGUAUCUCUUUCUUCUAUGCAUCGGUCAUCUCGUGUA